Molecule: messenger RNA, 2286 nt
Organism: Olea europaea var. sylvestris
Lineage: Eukaryota; Viridiplantae; Streptophyta; Magnoliopsida; Lamiales; Oleaceae
Product: glycine-rich RNA-binding protein RZ1A
Exons: 5
Coding region: 287-913 (208 amino acids)
Molecular function (GO): RNA binding; zinc ion binding
Source: RefSeq, a predicted model, not a curated record
CGACAAUUCUCUAAAUCUCGGAUCUGCUUUAACUUCAUAAUUUCUUGAUUCACUUAUGGUGAUAUAUAAUUUGUUUGUAUUUGUGAUAAUUAUGAAUUAAAAGACCUUUAGGAUCAAUUCUUUAAUUCUCUCGAUGGGGAUUUUUCUCUAUAAAUAUAUUAUAAUUGAAAGUAAAAUUCCAUUCCCACUGUAUUGCUUUCUUGCAAGAUUCUUUCUUUAAAGCAAAUAAAUAAUCUCAAAAAAUCCUCUGGCUUUCUCUGUUCAAGUCUGCACCUCAGUUUGAAACAUGUCAGAUGAUGCUGAGUAUCGUUGCUUUAUUGGUGGCUUAUCAUGGUCAACAUCUGAUCGAGGUCUGAAAGAAGCAUUUGAGAAGUUUGGCCAUCUCCUUGAGGCGAAGGUCGUCAUUGACAAGGUCUCUGGCCGGUCCCGUGGCUUUGGGUUUGUCACUUUUGAUGAAAAGAAAGCGAUGGAAGAGGCCAUUGAAGCGAUGAAUGGGAUGGAUUUAGACGGUCGAAGCAUAACUGUAGACAAAGCUCAGCCUCACCAAGGUUCAGGUAGGGAUUAUGACAAUGAUCGCCCACAUGACCGUGACCGUGUCCGAGGACGUGAUCAUGAUCGCCCUCGUGAAUAUGGAGGUGGUAGGGGAUCUGGUGGUGGGGAGUGCUUCAGGUGUGGCAAGCCAGGGCAUUUUGCUCGGGAGUGUCCCAGUGAAGGUGGAAGGUAUGGAGGAAGGGAUGAUAGGUACAGCAGCAGUGGCGGCAGAGGUGGCAGCCGUUAUGGUCCUGACCGGAAUGGAGAUCGGUUUGAUGGCCGGAAUCGGGAUGCUGGUGGACGUAGUGGAGGUGACAGAUAUAGUCGUGAUCGUGCUGGGCCGUACGAUCGCCGAGGUUCUGGUGGAUUCAGAUCUGGCUGAAAACUUUGAGGUCCUGUGAAGGGAUGCCGUUAUGGAGUUAGGGCUGACAUGAUGUCUUCUCUUCUGGACAUGACAGCAAAAUGGAUCAGUCUUUUGAAAGUGUGAAACUUGGCUCUUAUAAUCUACUGUAUUUUGUUCCCUUGAAUGUUCUAUAUUUUGGUGUGUUACGGUCCUUUACUUGCUUGAUGUGCAAACGAAACCGAUCUUACACUCUAAUGCUAUUAUUGCCGCUGGUUGUCUGCUUCUUCCUUACACUGCCAUUACGUGCUGCUGGAUUCGUAUAUUUUCUCGCAUGGAACCUGUAUGUUGCAGUUUAUAUGGAGUUAAAUGGUACUGGGAAUGAUGGUCAAAUUGUGGAAUUGAUGAUUAUCAAAAUGGAGCCACAAUCAUGAAUGCUUGUGAAAUCGAAAUAUAGAGGCUGUAUUAGAAACCAUACCUGCUUUCAUGAUCUUCAAAACUCAGAUUUUUAAUCAUUAAACAGAGUGAACAACUGAACCGGGCUGCCUGGAUUUUAAAUGGCCUUUCUGGACACAUGAUGAUUGUCUUGCUUUUCCUAAUUGGCUACAUUUAAACAUAAUAAACUUGAAACAAAGCUUUUGGAUUGCGACACAUCCGUGCAAGUUGUUACAUCAUUAGUCACUCUUACUUUUGCAAGUUGCACUGAAGGAAGAGUUGUGUUUUUCCUAGUAAAAGGGGCAGGCACGGUAGAUAAUGCUCAAGAGUUCAGCAAUUGUUGUCUCCUCUUUUGUUCCGACCGGGUUCUGGGGAGAAUGGUUCUUGUUAUGUUUUUGUCUUGUCCUCUUUUUUGGUAGCUGAGAUCUGGAUAUAGUAUCGUACAUGUUUCAAGUUUGGUUGGCAAAUGAUGGAGAGUGCUGCCUAGGCUGAAUUUGAAGUGUCCCAGAACAAAAAAUAACUCUUUUGCCGAUCAGAGUUUUCUGUUUGUUAGUAUGUUUUUUUCACGAGUGGAUCUUGAUUUUUCUUUGAGGUGGAAGGGUCGACAUUUUUUGUCCUUUGGCUAACGUCUUUCAAUUGGGAAGCUGGUUCAAGAUCUGCUGUUGGCUGCAGCUCUCUUUCACUUCCAUUUCCCUCAAGGGCGGUUCGGGGCAGGGAGGUUGUUGAAGCUACAAUACCCGUUUGCCUGUUACUUUUACCACUAACAUGUUAAACAUAAUGCACCCACCACCCAGUGAAUAUUCUUAUCUCUGCUCAAUAUGUUUCUCAUUAAAUAUAUUUCCUUCAUAAGCCGUGGUUACCAGAUUUGAUAUUCUGCAAAUCUGUUAAUCACAUGGGGAUGUUUUGGUUUCUUUUAUAGAUGUUGAAUUCUUAGUUCCCUUUCAUAUUCAUAAUCUUAGACAUAAUAUUCCUUUUUGUCA